CAUGAGCACCUGCGGUGGAACUACACCGACAACAUGGCGGGAAUCGCAGCUUUCCUGAAGAAUGCCUGGAACAAGGAGCCUGUUAUCGUGGCCUCCUGCGGGAUCGGUCUGCUCGGUGCCCUCCUUCCAUUCAUCAGCCCCCUCACAAAAUACACAACCAUGCUGAAUAGAGCUAUUCCAUACAGCUACCCAGUUCCAGUCCGAGAUGAUGGAAACAUGCCAGAUGUUCCGGCCCAUCCAUGUGAACCAAAAGGAAAUAAUUUGGAGUGGCUUAAAAAGUUAUGAUUGUCCCUUGUUCAUAUCUGUCUGCAUAGUUGCUCCAAUUGUCAAUGUCCACCAAUAAAGAUUCUAUUUAAUUCUAUUGUU
Molecule: messenger RNA, 366 nt
Organism: Salarias fasciatus (jewelled blenny)
Lineage: Eukaryota; Metazoa; Chordata; Actinopteri; Blenniiformes; Blenniidae
Gene: ndufa3
Product: NADH:ubiquinone oxidoreductase subunit A3
Exons: 4
Coding region: 34-285 (83 amino acids)
Cellular component (GO): mitochondrial inner membrane; respiratory chain complex I
Source: RefSeq, a predicted model, not a curated record